Molecule: messenger RNA, 5616 nt
Organism: Theileria equi strain WA
Lineage: Eukaryota; Apicomplexa; Aconoidasida; Piroplasmida; Theileriidae
Exons: 1
Coding region: 1-5616 (1871 amino acids)
Biological process (GO): cytoskeleton organization; regulation of transcription by RNA polymerase II; regulation of cell shape
Cellular component (GO): nucleus
Molecular function (GO): protein binding
Source: RefSeq, a predicted model, not a curated record
AUGGAAAUACCUUCCAGCGACUCGAAAGGCAAGUGUUUAUGUGAGGAAACAUUUACUAAUGAUCUUUUAAAACGGUUGCUAUGGGUAUGUGACAAGCACAUCAAGUCUUCCGCCACCAGUAAACGACGGCGUCUCCACUCGAUCAUACACAAUGGAGAAAAGCACAAAGAAUCCAUAGAAUCAUCCCUAGCGUCUGGAAUACUCUCUGAUGUGUUCUCAGAUUUCGCUCGUUGCUUACAAAAUGGCACGAGUUUGUACAACACAUUUGAUCUUUUGGCAAAAUCAUCAAAGUUGGCAAGGGAUAAGCAAAAUGGAGUGCUUUACUGUAUGUGGAAUAGACUGCCAAAGAAAAGGCACAAAAAUAUCCAUUACAAGUUGUUAUCCCGCCGUCUAGAUCCGUGCUACCAACGGAACACAGACACUUUGAGAGAUGAAUUUUUGAUGGCGUGUAAAACCUUUAAGAGGUGCAUAAAUGUUUGGGGACAUCACAAAUGUCUUGGUGAAAUUGAUACUACAAAGUCAUACAAUGAACCUCCACAGGUUCACGUUAUAAAGUUUGAUAAACUUGGAGACAUUAUAAUAACAGGUGGUGACGAAGGAAUAAUAAAACUAUGGCACACAUUUAACUGUAAACUCAUUAUGAGUUUGAAGAAGCAUUCUGGAGGGAUUACAUCAAUUGAUGUUCAUACAACAAAUUCUUUUAUCAUUUCAUCAUGUGAUGGAGGGGAAAUUUGGCUCUGGGAGAUUAAUGGCAAUUUUUAUAGACCUCACAAGGUCAUUAAAAGUAACUUUAAAAUUUUAUGGGUUAGGUUUGUGACAAGUAUAACGUCAAGUGAACGAGAUGUGCAUACACAUGAAAAAAAUUGGAAUGACAUAAUUAAAAAUACACGUGUAAUAUCAGUUGAUGCGAAUAGUAAUUUGAAAAUCUAUCUCAUGGAAGACCUCAUUUCUUCUUCGUCUGGCGAUAAUAUCUAUAAGACUGUAAAUCCUAUUUACAAGAUUGAUUUGUUUAAUCACAAUAUCAAUUCCUACGAUGUAAGCAAAGUGUGCCUUCCAGAUGGAUCCCAUUUUAUAGCCUUAGGAAUAGACUCUUUAAAUUCCAACCCUGAUCCAGACGGUGGAAACUUUAACGCUGAAAAUGAUGUUGCGUCCGCUUUGAGUAUAAUAAAUGACGCGAAUUGUUACGGAAAUAUUCAGCAGCCCUGCAAGAGUUCGGUUGGACUCUACAAUAAGCUCACGGAUCUCUCCGGAUUUUGUUUAUUCAAAACAUCAGAUUCUAUAGAUAAGCAGGAAUUGGUGGAAACAGUUUCUGUACCAAACAAAAACGACAAAGAGAUUCUGUCAAAUUCUGAUGAAGAACCCGUUUUGGAGGAUAAGAUUCUUAAGGAGAAUCUGUGCCAGUGUGAUGCCGAUUUGGAAGGGAGCGUGAAUUACUCCAACAUAUGUGUCUUAUGUGAUAGGGCAAAAAGUGCAAAGACACAAAAUAAAUUCAAAUGUGGCACCGGAAAGAUCCUUGAUACAGAUGAUAUAAAAGAUGGAACAGAGAAGUUUCAACAAGAAAAACACGCAAAUCCAACGUUUAAUUGGUAUAAUGAAAACUGCAGUUUUUUUGAAAAAUAUUUGAGGGGUGUAAUAGAACCUAUACCUCACAUUGCAAGUACUGUUGAACGUCCGGAAUACUUGAAUAUAACUGGCCUUAACAUUCCUAUUGGCAGGCUUACUAGCACAGUAGUCAUGUCACACGGUGAAAUAUCUAUUGAACACUUUCAAGAGGCUGAUCCCGGGGAUUUUGACCCCCUGAUAGUGAGCUACGUAACAGAUUCUCACGAAUCAAGUCCUGAUGUUUGCUUUUCUAAUCACUCAAUGAACCAUGUUACCGCAUCUGAUGAUGGUAAAAUAUUUUUAUGGAUAUGGGAUGAUAAUUCACAUUCAUUCAACAAGGUUAGAUUGAUAACCAAGACUCUGGAUAAGUGGAUUGGUGGUAAAACUGAUAAACAACCCGAGUAUAUUAGUGAACGUGAUACCGAUCUUUUUGAUGAAGAGUUGAGCACUCCAAAUGCUAGAUAUAAUAGGCAUGGAGAUGAUACAGUGCAAACGGAAUUUGUAAUUGAUGUUGCAUUUGCUACGAAUCAAGUACCAAAGUCUCAAGUUUCGCUGUUUUCACCUGAUGUAGAGACUGUACCAAAUUCCCCAAAUGUAUAUAAUAAUACUGAAAAUAAUUCCCCGUUGUCAUCGAAGAGGGGUUCAACUAAAACAAGUAAUGUUGAACAAUCUACUGUUAAAGGGUCUUUAAGAGAAAACGGGCAUUUGUAUGUUAUGAUGAAUAUAACCUGGUCAAAACAGGAUACAUAUUUGUGUAUAGCCGAUAGCGUAGUUAGCAAGAGCAAUAUAAAGAAGAUGAUAACUAAUGCUAGGACAAUUGUUUCUGGAGUAUCUAUAUUCGAUAACAAUGGUGGUCAUAUUUGUGAUAUAUUACACAAGGAAAUUACACAUCACAUUUCUUGCGUAUCACCACAUCCUGUAUUUGAAGAUUUUCUACUUGUUGCUACUUAUGAUGGGAAUAUCUUUAUUUUGAGUAUCUCAAAUUGUGCCGUUGUCAGGAAGAUAUCAUGUGGAUCUCACGCUGUUUGGUUGGAUAUAGAAUGGCAUCCCCAGGGGCACAUUUUCGCUGCUUCCCAAAAAUUUGGAUGUUUUUCUCUCUUUUCGAUAUAUGGAGACAACACUUAUGGAAAAACUCAAAAUUUUCAGUGCGGAUAUAACGAGUUCUACUGUAAUAUUCAAUCGUUUUCUUCAAAUGCAUAUAGUGGACCUGAACUUCCGAAUAUUCAGCUCCGUAAAUAUUAUUACGGAUUUUCUUCCGCUCCUCCUCUAACUAUGGAAGGUAUUUCCACAUCAUCAAGUAUACACUGUUGGGGAGUGCCACCCCCGCAAAUUAUUUUAGACGAGUUCAACAAUCCAGUUGAGGUACCUGCUCCAGCACCAUCCACCAUGCAAGUUAAAGAUGGAUUUGCUCACUCAUCGCAACUAAUAAAUGCCAUCUCUAGGCUCCCAUUUCCCAUAUCUAUUGGUGAAUUUAUCAAGAGUCAUAUUGAACUAUAUUCGAAGGAUGAUUUACCUUCACUUUUGAAGAAGUUUCUAUCUUUCUAUUCAUUGGAUACAACUGAUGCGCGCUUAGAGGGUGAUGAAAAAACUAUCAGAAAGCAUCGUAUUGCAUGUCCUUUUGGUGGUAUUGAUUGUAUUAUAUGUGGGUAUAUCGAAAAUCACGCUGAAAGAUCUAACAGAUACGCAUCUCUUAAAGAUUCAGCAUUGCACAUAAAAUCUAUUCUGAACGAUAAUGGAGAUAUAGUGACAGCAUUACCACUAUCAGCUAGACCAGCACAUUUAGUUGCGCUACAAAUGCCACUAAUUAUUCCCACAGUUGUGGAAGACCCCGUACCUCAUGUUAGUGAAGUACCAUGUCCGACAACCGUACAAGAACCAGAAGAGGUUACAGUUGAUACAGACUCGAAUGAGGAGAGAUCAGAAGAUGAUGCAUAUGAGGACACUGUUGAGGAACAGGUACAGGACGAUCAACCAGAGGAGAAUAAAACAUCAAACUAUUCUUUCAGAGCUAAACGGGGAAGUUUGGAUUACAAGAGGGAUCGUGAAUUAGAAUUGGCUAAACAAUUGGGAAGUAGGAUUGGACCGAUAGAUUUGUCUAAAAUGCCUGUGUCAGAUAUAUCGCAAGAUGUUAGUUCAGAACAUUUUUGCUUAUUGUGUGGCUUAGGGACUUCGGAAUAUUCCCACGGCGUAAUGAGUAGGUUGCAAACUCUUAAACUAACUCAAACACUUUUCAAGCACGACAAUUCAUUACACCCAGGUGGAUCAAAGCUUUCUAGAAAUUUGUUUCUGGGCCCAGUAAAUAUCGCAAAACGGUUUAUAAAUCAACUCUUGGAAUUUUCAUCUGUUUCUAGGCGAGUUGAAUCUUUAAGAAGCGAAAGCCUGAUAUUUGUGCAUACCUCUUGCCUUGCAAGUUCAUCUCUCAUGAAACUUGAUUCAUCAAAAAAACGGAUUAUAAAUCUUCCAGAAGUUGUAGUGAAGGCUUCCCAGGAAACUUGUUCUUUCUGCAACUCAGAUUUUGCUACAGUUUACUGUUCUGGUGAAUGUGGAGCUGUUUAUCAUUAUCCAUGUGCUGUGGCACUGUACAAGUCACAGCUAGGAUCCAGUAGUGGAAAGUAUGAAAACAUAUUCAGGGAUGUUAUACACAUUCCAGAUCCUCUAACAUGUGACGAAUUUUUGUGUUUAGAUUGUUUAAGGGACAAAUCUUAUGAUUCAGAUGCAUUUUCCAACUAUUUAACUGGAAAGUCUUUUGCCAAUUCCACGCCACGUGAUUGGUUAUCUAUAACCAAGGACUCUAUAGACGUUGAUUAUGUACCACAGAUCGGAGAUUUGGUUGUUCUUAUGCCGUCCUCGUUUUAUGGGUCAGCUAUAAACAUUGGGAAUCUCUGGAAGUUUUCGUCAGACACGGCUGUGCUACUAAAAAUCAAGGAUAUAGACUAUAGAUUUAUAGGUCCGCUUGAGGGAAGAUCUUUUGUAUCUGCAGUUUUGUUAAUGGAAAAGUUCCCUCCAGUGGAUGAAGACUGUCCAGAUAUUACAGUGUAUUAUACUCCAGGGUUCCCAAUUGUAUUAUUGAGGGAUGUUCUAUUGGGUGUUAGAAGACUUUUGGGACUAAAUGUCGGUGAUUCAAUAUCAGUUCGUCUUAACGGAACUUGGAAACAAGCCAAAAUAAAGAACAUUAGGGUUCCAGAGACUGUUGGUCAUGAUUCAAGGUUUACUUUGGAAGAUGUUGAUUUAGAAUCACUAGAAACCAUUGUGAAACUUUCAUCGGUAAUGGGAACGAAUGCAGUGCAGAUUGAGCCCCUACCAGAUUUUAACCAACAGUGGAUUUCUGCUUGGGAUGUCUUUGUUGAAGACGAACAAGAAUUAGGGUUGAUCAAGAACAUUUCAGAAUGUGUACUUCCCAAGGAAGAUUUGCAGGUGCUUAUUAACAUCACAUUGGACGAAAAAUUUGCACCCUUUUUCACAAUUGAGGAGUAUAGGGAACAAGUAAUAGAAACAAGUGAAGAUGAACAAGAGGACUGGAUAAAAAUCUAUUGGAUGACUAUUUCCAGACCUAUAGGUCUAGAUGAGAUCAGGGAACGAGUACUAAAUGGGUACUAUAGAAGAUGUGAAAGCUUAUAUCAUGAUAUGAAACUCGUUGUUAACAACUGUGAGGAGUUUAAUGUCUCAACUUCUGACAUUGUUAAGCUCGCGAACGAGUUUAGCGAACAAAUUGAUACCAUUAGAUACACACAAGAGGAUGAAUAUAAAACGAUCAUUAAACAUUUAUGGCCAGAAAUAUCCCACUUGUAUGGCAAUACUCCGCCAUCAACGCAAAAACCAGUGGACAAGGUCAAGGUACAGUACAAGGACGAUGAGUUUACCGAGAAUACACGAAAAAGGCACAGCUCGGAAAUCUAUGAAAACACCCGCAGGAGCCAACGACUACUCACAAUUGCCAAGAAGCAAGAAAUAGAGGCACAAGAAAGUGGAGCCAACAGUCGCGCGCGCAAGACAAGAUACAAUUUGAGGUCUUAA